Molecule: messenger RNA, 3166 nt
Organism: Haliotis rubra (blacklip abalone)
Lineage: Eukaryota; Metazoa; Mollusca; Gastropoda; Lepetellida; Haliotidae
Exons: 4
Coding region: 18-1646 (542 amino acids)
Source: RefSeq, a predicted model, not a curated record
GUAAAUGCCACAAAUGGAUGGCGGAAGUUUCGCUAGUGUUUGAUGUCAACUCAUCCGCCAACAUGCAAACUUUUUCAACACGAAACCUGAAGAAAUACCUGGGAGUGCAAAUAUUUGUAGCUAUCUUUGUUCUAUAUUUGUGGUACCAGCUAAAUGGAGGACUGAUACCAAGCUUUCUGCGUCCGAGACUGCCAUUCUUGCAGGUGGGCCCCGAUGUUCAUGUCCUGAUGUUCUUCGGGGAUGCCGAGGAUGAUGGGAGCAAGAUCAAGUGGGCACGUGCAGUGAACACCAAGGCCAAGCUGGAAGCAGCAGCCAAAGGGAGUGUCCACAUGGUGGAAGGGGAUGUGAUACUGAGGGGCCAGGGCACCAAGGUGCAGUCCCUCGUCCCAGUCAUGGGGAAACCCCCCCAGACAGAUAGUGAUGUCACACUCACAGAAUGGCUUGAUGCCCUCAAGUAUGGGAACAAGGGGAUCAAGCUGGACUUCACCUCCAUUGACAGUGUGGAGAUAUCACUAGAGAAACUCAAGCAGAUGAAUGAAAAGAAAACCAUAGAGUUUCCAGUCUGGCUACAUGCUGAUGUGUUACAAGGCCCUCAUGGUGGGAAGGCAGCAGUGGUUGCCACACGUUUCUUCAAGACAGUGAAGCGAGUGUUCCCUAAGUGUACACUGUCGCUGGGCUGGACGUCUGGCACCCACACGGACCUCAGCCAGAGCGGCUACACCUGGGAGAUGGUGAUGACCAUGCGUGACCUGGUCAAAUCGUGGGACGUGGACGACCAGCCAAUAGUCUUCCAGGCUCGACUGUCCCUGAUCAGAAACUCUGUCCCUCAACUGAAAUGGCUAAUUGAUGUAGUCCCCCACUCUGCCCUGAUGAUAUGGCACUCCCCAGAAGAUGUGAAGGUGUCGGAAGACCUCAUGUAUGUCUGCUACAGGUUUGCACCAAAUAUGGUAUUCUUUGACUUGAAUGAGGACUACCUUCAGUCCCACCUGAAGCAGUACAGGCAUUUCUCCGGGGAAAGAGUCAAUGACUUAGUCAAGAAGAGAGAUGAGGUUAUGUUCCACCCAGGGGCUUGGGUGAAGAUGGGGUUCUGGAGGGAGCAGGAGUCCAUUCUACCCAGCACAGAGGCUCUGGUCCUUGUCAGCCCGAUUGUGUAUGUUAUCAGCAAAUCCAAGUACAAACCUACACCUACUAUAAAGCUUAGUGGUCGUGUUCAGUUCAUCAAUCGGGAAGGCAAAGAGGCAGAGUCAGGCCGCACUGGACUAGACAUUUUUAUUCGACCAACUGCAUAUGCAGAUUUUGAAAAUAUUGUAGGAAUCAAAUGUUUUCUUGGUGUGAAUGGAGAAAUUGAGGUGUCAGGCAGUAAUCUGAAGAAAGAAUUCAGUCAAAAAUCUCAGAAAAUCACACCAAGUUCUGUCAGCUGUUUUAGAUUCAGUGUUAUUGAUGCAAUUCAUGAGAUAAUAUUUCGUGUCAAUGUUCUCCAUGAGUGCAAUACAUUGGAGAGUGUGAAACCAGACACAGAAGUUCAUGCAGAGCUACAUAUUGACAUUCCAUCCACACUGGGAGUGGACGAACAUCCCUUCAUCAUUAAACUAGAUGACAGUAAAAGAGUGGCAGUGAUUGAUGAACUCAACAUCAAACAAACGUGAGGGACUGCCCAGAAUGAUGAGGGAUUAUAAACUUGGUUUCAUAUAUCAGUGGGAAAAUACAGUAUUUGGUCAUGUGACAUUAAAACAUUAGCCCUGUACAAAUAUCUGUUACAAACUAUCAGUUAAAAUGAAAUGUGAAAAUGUUCUGAAAUAUACUUCUUUAAAAAACCUGGGUCCUUUUCCCGACCUGAUUCAUAAAUGAUUCACCUCUCAUAUUCAUAUGGAAAUCUGUUGCAUCUAACGUGACAGUGCUCUGGAUCCCCUGGUUAUCAAUCAAUCAAAACAGUAUAUACCCUGCCAGAUGAAACUGGUACACUAGAUUUUUCUGAUAGGGAUUACAGGUGGGUGAAGUAUUUGUUUGUAUAGUUCCAGUGUUUUGUGGAUUGUUUUAUAAUGACACUUGUUGGUCGGUUUGUCAUAUACCAGUAUGCAGUACAUUUUCUAAUUCUAUGUUUUAAUACUACUGCAGGGGACAUUUGGUUUCAUUACCACUGCAUACAUUUCAAUUUUUUAGAUAAUAAUAUGAUGUGUCAAAAUGUUAUAUAUGAUAUAGAAUAUGAAGUGCACAAUGUGAGUUGUUAUUGUAUGCAAGCUGUAAAUAGUGUAAUGAUUGCACAUAUGGAUGUUGGUACUAUAGUAUGUUUUGUGUACAUGUAGGCCAGUGGUUUGUGUAUUGUACAUGUAGGCCAGUGUAUGUGUGGUGCACAUGGUCACAGUGUAAUGAUGUAUGUAAGCUGUGUGUGUACAUGCAGAAUGAUGAGGUUAGAUGUGUGUCAGUGGAACCUUCCUGAAAUGGUUGUGAGAAGCCCCAUUUGUACAGCAGUGUCAGUUGUUAAGAGUCUGCAGCUGUGGUAGUACCCGUCACUCAGGGCCCAGUGCUGCCUCAGCAAUUAAAGGGGUGUCUCAGUCAUCCUUCAAGAAGAGAUUUGUUGGUUCCCCUACUCCAUUUGAAUUGGAGUAUAUAUGCUGACAGAUCUACACGGAUUUACUGGAAUUAUCUUCAUUCCAGAGACAGCCUUUAAUUGUUUUAUAGCAAUGCAAGGGGGAAUGGACAUUGUUCUUAAAAUUGGAUGCUAGAAAAUAUAGAAUGAAGAGAUCAAGCAGUUUAUGUGAAGAAGUAUCUGUUGAUCCUGUCCAACCAACAGGUUAAUGUUUGUUUUUAACUUGAGUCAGUUCCAGGAAGGUGCAAACAGUGACAAGGGUUCUUGUUAUGGCCAUGCAGGAGAGUCAGGUGGGCAUAAUCAGAGAGCAUGUAAAAACAUGAUUUAUCACCCGUUAAUUGUGAAUGAUAGUUAAUGUGUCAGUGAAUUGUCAGUUGAUAGGAACUUUUGUAAAUCGUGUCACCUUAAUAUAGAUAUCUAUGUGCAGUUUGUUCAAUCCACUGAAGCUGUUGGAAAAUGUUGCACAUCUUUCCUAGAUACUGAUGUUGAAUGUAAAGUUGAUUUAAAUUUAUUGUAUAUUCUUUGCUUUUACACAUGUUAAAUGAUGUGUCAGAUUUCUAAUAAACAUUUACUUUUCUA